Messenger RNA from Pneumocystis carinii B80, 1859 nucleotides. RefSeq lists its product as hypothetical. The transcript has 10 exons. The record is from RefSeq and is a predicted model, not a curated record. NCBI's taxonomy places the organism in Eukaryota, Fungi, Ascomycota, Pneumocystomycetes, Pneumocystales, Pneumocystaceae. Gene Ontology annotation, biological process: tRNA processing. Gene Ontology annotation, molecular function: flavin adenine dinucleotide binding; metal ion binding; tRNA dihydrouridine synthase activity. Bases 47 to 1813 code for a protein of 588 amino acids.
UUUUGGGACAUAUUUUUGUAUAAGCAAGAAUUGGAAGAGAGAAAAAAUGAAUGAAAAGUCAGAGAAACGUCAUGAACAUGAUGAAAAUGAAGGCUCUGAAGUAGAUAUGAUUGAAUUUUCCCAAAAAAAACGGGUUGAAAAACGAAAAAGACAAAGAGGCCAGAAUAAAAAUAGAAAAAUAGUUAUAGAGAAGGAAUUAAAGCAGCUAUGUCCCCGUAUUUCUAUUGGGGAAGAAUGUCAGUAUGGGGAUUCCUGUAAAUUUGAACAUUCUAUUGAGGAAUAUUUAAAUGAAAAACCGGCAGAUAUUGGUGAUAUUUGCAGCGUUUUUAAUACAAGGGGAUGGUGUAGAUCAGGGUGGAAAUGCCGAUGGUUAGGAGGGCAUUUGUUAAAACCAGCAUCAGAUGUUAAAACAUGGAGUUUAAUCUCAGAUAAUGAUAAGAUGGAAAUGCAUAAAAAUGAUGAUAUUAACUAUGUUUCAUCUGAUAUUAGGAAGCUACUUUCACGUAAAUUGUAUUUAACGCCUAAAUCAGAUAGUUAUUUGGCUUCUUUGGAUCAAAAUCCUUAUACAAGUUGUUUUAACGACAAAGAAUUAGGGAAUAUUGAUAAGGAUUUUUCUAUAAAUGUUAUGGAAAAAAAAAAAAUAUGUUGGAAGGGUAGAAAGAUUCUUGCACCUUUAACUACAGUUGGAAAUGUUCCUUUUAGACGUAUUUGUAGUUCUUUUGGUGCAGAUGUAACUUUUUCUGAAAUGAUUGUUUCUCUUCCAUUGUUACAGGGCUUAAAAUCUGAAUGGGCUUUACCACGUGCACAUAUUUCAGAGCGAUCAAGUUUAGGGAAUGGGAAAAAUGGGCUUUUUGGUUUACAAAUAUGUGGAAGUAAGCUUUGGCAAUCUGUUAAGGCUACAGAAGUUUUAGUAAAUGUUUGUAAUGGAAUUGAUUUUAUUGAUUUGAAUUGUGGAUGUCCAAUUGAUCUGAUUUAUAAACAGGGCGCUGGUUCUGCUUUAUUAGAUUCUCAAACAAAAAUGAUUAAAAUGCUAGAAGGUAUGGCUUAUGUAUCUAAUUCCAUACCAAUUACUACAAAAAUUCGAAUGGGAACAAAAAAUAAUAAACCAAUCGCUCUUAAACUCAUUGCAAGAUUAAGAAAUGAACUUAAUUUAAGUGCUGUUAUAUUACAUGGACGAUCUAGACAACAACGCUAUACUAAAAAGGCUGAUUGGGAUUAUAUUUUUCAAUGUGCUUCUAUGAUAAAUGCAAUGAGAGAUUAUGAUGCUUAUAAUGAAGAUUCUAAAAAAAAUGCUGAAACUGGAAAUGUUUCUUCUAUGGCUUUUAUUGGUAAUGGCGAUAUAUAUAGUUGGGAAGAUUGGCAUGCUGCUAUGAUAUCUGGUGUAGAUACAGCUAUGGUGGCUAGAGGCGCCUUAAUAAAACCCUGGAUAUUCGAGGAAAUUGAUUCCAAACAAUACAUUGAUAAAUCUUCAACUGAAAGAUUAAAUAUACUUAAGGAUUUUUGUGAAUAUGGUCUUGAUUAUUGGGGCUCAGAUGAACUUGGUGUUAAUACAACACGGCGUUUUUUAUGUGAACUUCUUUCUUUUUUUCAUCGUUAUGUACCAACAACUAUGCUAGAAGUGCUUCCUCCAAAUAUUCAGGAUAGACCUCCACUUUGGAAAGGUCGUAAUGAAAUGGAAACCCUUUUAGCUAGUGAUAAUUCUAAAGAUUGGGUUAAAAUAAGUGAAAUGUUUUUGGGAAAAGUUAAAGAUAAUACUUUUAAUUUUAUACCUAAACAUAAAAGUAAUUCUUAUGAAAUAGAAAUUCAAGGUUAGUUGGAUGUUUGUUUUUUUUAUAAAACAAAUAAUAUUUUUAAUUUUA